This is a messenger RNA of Xiphophorus hellerii (green swordtail), 2582 nucleotides long. It is a transcript of the gene ved, whose product is annotated as ventrally expressed dharma/bozozok antagonist. Lineage: Eukaryota; Metazoa; Chordata; Actinopteri; Cyprinodontiformes; Poeciliidae. Bases 745 to 1587 code for a protein of 280 amino acids. The transcript is spliced from 4 exons. Gene Ontology annotation, molecular function: DNA binding. The record is from RefSeq and is a predicted model, not a curated record.
UCAUAUCAUGAAUAUUAUUUAUUUAAUUUCCGUACGGGAUCAAUAACGUAUUUUUUAAUUUAAAUAGUUUCAAGAUUUAACAUUCUACGUCAAACACACAGUAUUUCGUUUAUUUGCUUGAUUAUUUCGUAGUUUAUUUCCUGGAGCGGGAAAUAUGAAAUGACUGAAAGGAUUCUUGCACGUGAUUGGUCCGGCCUCAGGCUGAACACUGACUGAUCGCUUCCAGGCUGCGAGGCGAGCCGUCUCUCUCUCCCCCUCAUCCCGCCUGUCGAUAUCAAAGCGCCGACUGCCUUUGAAGUGUCCCGAGAAUCGCCGCUCCGCAUGUUUUUACGGCGGUGCGGCUGUGGAGGAGCUGCAGACGGUCUGGGGUGAGGUGAGUCUAUUAUCUGUUGCAGGCAGGAAGGAGGAGGGCGCUGGAGGACAGGCGGGGGUCCUUCCCAGACUCGCUGGAGCCUGGCUCUAACAGCCUCAUUGAGACUGAAUGGGACGUCUUAAUUACUCCAGUUGUGAAAACUGAAGGAGGGGAUGCAGCACGCUUUGAUCUUCCGGUUGGGGACGGUUGCUAUAAAUGCGGCCCCCACUUUGAGACGCAAUCAUAACUCUCUGACCUUUGCAAAGGGACCGUCCUGAGAACUUUCCUCUGACCUGGACUCUGAGCUGAGCUUCACUUUUCAUUUUUUUUUCUUUUAAUGAAACAAAAAGGUUUUUUUCUUAUUCACUGAGAAACUUGAACCUUCAGUAAGCAUGAAGGGCCAUUUCUCCAUCGAGUGGCUGGCCCAGAGCAGCAAGCCGACGGGGCCAGCAUCCGGGCCGGCAGUUUGGGGGACACAUUCGGAGAGUCUGCCGGGUUUUUACUGCAAACCAAAACCUGAGAAGAUUCCAGAACCGGAGCAGCAGCAGCAGCAGCACAUCGACACCAUCAGUCAGGAAGCUCCUCAGCUCCGAACGUCUCCCAGGAAUCAGGGAAGUGAGGCCGGUUUCAGCACCGAGGAGGAGACCUCCGGCUACGAGAGCGAAGGCGGUCAGCCUCAAUCCCCCUCCGCCCACGCCGACAGCGCCUCCUGCACGUCUCCACCGUCGCCCCCGGUGGGCAGGAGGCCCCGCACGGCCUUCACAGCGGAGCAGAUCAGCAGCCUGGAGGGGGCGUUCAAGAGGAACGCGUACCUGGGAACGCAGGACAAGGCGGAGCUCUGCAAGAAGCUCAACCUCUCUGACAAGCAGAUCAGGAACUGGUUCCAGAACAGGCGGAUGAAGCUGAAGAGGACGGUGCAGGACGCCCUGGCCCACGCCUGCCAGGCCAACGUUGGGUCUCACUUCCUGCAUUACCCCGAGCUGCAGGCCUACAGGCCCGGCCCGUACCCCAGGUACCACCCGGCCGCUGCCACCGCCGCCGUGGUGGUGCCGGACCCCGACGCCCCCGCGACCUACGUUCACCCUCACAGCCUUCAGUACAGCUCGCCUCUGUCCAGCACCUCCGCUCUGCCCCUGGACUCCUUCUACGAGUACAGCAGCCUCCCAGGAGUCAUGCUGCCCGCCGCCGCCUCUCACCUCAGAGGAACCUACCCACCGUACCCCCAGUACUACUGAUCGGUGACGUUGGUACCAAAUUUAGAACCAGCAGAUUUUGUUAUUUUUUAACAAAACUACUGAAGCCAUCCUGUUAAUCAUACAAAUGCGCCAAUCCACUUUUUUCACUUCUGAUACCGAUAUCUGAAGUUAAGUAUGGGCCAAUACCGAUCCAGUGCAGCUGAAUCGACUUUAAACUUUUUUUUUUUUUUACUCAGACAUAAUUGUACUGAAUUGCAAACUUAUUUGAUAACUCUGCACCGGUACAGCACACAUAAACACACCAACAGCUUCACAAGUUUGGUCAAACACGUAAAAACAACUUCAAUCUGUUCAGUCAGUGCAGUUGUGAGUAUAACAGCCAAUUUAACAUAAAUAAUAAAGAAACUGAAUCUAACAAAAACAAAAGGCAGACUGUCUUAGUAAAACAUGUAAAAAAUAAACUGAAAUAAACCUUCUUUCAAAUGGUUUCUAUUUUGCGACCAAUACAGAUAAUUAAUAUUAGGUCAGUGCAUCUCUAGUUAAUCAUAGAACCAAAAGACUUUUAAUAACCUAAAACUCCAACCUGAACUGGGUGGUGUGCAAUAAUGUGAACAGUGUGUAUCUGCCUCUGUACAGUUUUGAUCUAUUUAAAACUGGACCGACGAAGCUGUUUGUUUAGAGUGGAGUGUUAUUGUGACUGUGAAAAUGAAUUUAAAUAAAUGAAAAAUCAUCGCGAGUUCUGUGUGAGCAGCUCCUGCCAGAGUCAACGGGUUCCUCAGCAGAGUGAAAGUAGGCUCUAUUGUGCAGGUGUGCUUCUUUAUUAUGCUGUGAUUUAUGUUAAAGCUACGGUAUGUAACUUUUAUUUGAAAAAGACAUGUGUUCUUUGUCGUAACAUUGAAGUAUGCGAUGUGUGAAAAAAAAAUCAAGUUCCUUUCAUACGAGUUUCAUGGCCAAAAAUGUCUCUGAAAACUGAGCCGUAAAAGACGACACAACCAGGACAAAUCCUUUUUUUUUUUUUUUUACAUAUCACAUUU